CCGCGGAGGCGUCCGGAGCUCGGAAACCGUUAAACGCGAAGGAGAGGCGGCGGAAAACUCCCCGGAGAAGCAGCGUUCUUCCUCCCGCUGGAACCGACCCAGAAAAGUUCCGUUCGAGUCAAACUCCGGGAAAAAACCGUCAGAGCUCCAUCCCGGACCAUGUUUACCGGAACAUUAACGGGUCAAACAUCAAAGUUCGGUCUGUAAAAAGUCUCCCUCCUCUCCCUGAAUGCCCCACUCUCUCCCAGGGAUUCUCCCAAACUCUCUCUGCGUCAACGCACCUGAACGCAACAUGCCACUUCCGCUGGAGACUUUCAAAAUAAGAUUCCAGGUCGAUACUAUUUUUAAGUGUUUUAUUUAAACUAAUGGUUACAAAUCACGAAUAAUUGUUUUAUUAACCACAUUUUUAAUAACGCUUUAAAUUCUGACCAGUAAGAAAUAAUUAUAAAUUAUAUUUUAACUUAUUUAUGUUUUAAAAAUCUUAAAAUUUCAGGGCAUUGAAACAAAGAUUUGAGCUCUUUUAAUAAAAUGUUUUUAUUAAAUUACACAUUGAUGUCAGAAUGAUUCAACUAACAAAUGAAACAGGCUUUUAUUUUUAAAGGGUAACAUGUACUUCCUGUUUCAUUGCUCUGCAGGAUCUUCAGUGACCCACAUUCUCUGAUUUAAUGUGAAAUAUUCAUGUUUGAAAACUCAGUCUGACUGUUGGACACAUUUUGUCCCUGGGAGAGGACAGACUGUGUCUCCAGGUGUCCUCACCACGGGACAAGGAAGGAGGACAAAAGACUUUGAUGUUGGGACUGAAACCAGAGACGUCCAAUAAAUCCUUUUUCACUGAGAACAGAGCGCGGACCAGAAACAUUAAAGGAAAAAACUAAUAAAUAAUUUUUAUUUUCGCAGCAAAUCAGAGGAUUUAAAAUCAAUAAAUUUAACAACAAUAAACAUGAAAAGAGACUAAAUCUUUAUGAASAUUUAACUUUUUGUGUCACAGUUCAAAGACUUCCUGUAAAACAUCAGUCCUGGUUUAGGAUCAACAGAUCAGGUUCUAAUGGUCCAGAACCAGAGUCCAUGAGGGUCCACCUGGGACUUUAUUAAACCCUCCACUCUGAAGUCUUCAUCUGUCCUGCAGGUAGAGAAACCCUGGACCACGGACCCUGAUCCAACAGAACCACAGACCCUGAUCCAACAGAACCACAGACCCUGAUCCAA
This is a messenger RNA of Austrofundulus limnaeus, 1206 nucleotides long. Its product is annotated as inaD-like protein. Gene Ontology annotation, cellular component: plasma membrane; cytoplasm; bicellular tight junction. Gene Ontology annotation, biological process: tight junction assembly. Lineage: Eukaryota; Metazoa; Chordata; Actinopteri; Cyprinodontiformes; Rivulidae. Gene Ontology annotation, molecular function: protein binding. The record is from RefSeq and is a predicted model, not a curated record.